UCUCUCUCCGCCGCUGUCGAGCCGCCGAUGCUCAGGCUGACAUCACCCAUACAGCGAUGGCUCCUCGCCUCUUGCCACGGUUCUGACCCGUUACCGAGCGGCCCCCGGGGAUACGGGGGAGCGAACAUGGCCGGCCGUGAGACACUUUACGCGGGGUGGGAGAAGCCCCGGAGAGCCGCGCUGCCGAGCGGCUGAAUUCCACACAACACGAGACUGAAUUGUUCAUCUUCAAAGACUUCGUCAUCCUGUCGGUACUGCUCGUACUGGAACCCACGAGAGAUGAUCACGGAGCUGCUGUGCACCGCCGUGGCCGUGGGUGUGUACGUGAACACGCUGGAUGCCGACUUCUGCUACGACGACAGCCGAGCCAUCAAGACUAACCAGGACCUCCUCCCAGAGACCCCGUGGACCAACAUCCUGUACGACGACUUCUGGGGUACCCUGCUCACCCACAGCGGCAGCCACAAGUCCUUCCGCCCGCUCUGCACCCUCUCAUUCCGCCUCAACUACGCCCUCCAUGGCCUGCAUCCCCGAGGUUACCACCUCCUCAAUGUGGCGCUGCACGGUUUGGUCACAACCGCAUUCACCGCCUUCAGUCGCCCCCUGCUGGGUGGAGGACUGUGGAGUCUGCUGGCCGGUCUCCUGUUCGCCACUCACCCGGUGCACACGGAGGCGGUGGCCGGCGUGGUGGGGAGGGCUGACGUGGGCGCCGCCUUGUUUUUCUUUCUGUCUAUUCUCUGCUACGCGAGGCACUGUGGGCUGCGGGCGACGCUCCAUACCCGACUAGGCUGCCGGGUGUGGAUGCUGGGAAGCCUGUGGGGGGCGACGGCGAGUAUGCUUUGGAAGGAGCAAGGGGUGACAGUGCUGGCCGUGUCGGCCGUCUACGACCUCUUUGUCUUCCACAGGCUCACAUUUCGUCAAGCGCUCCUGCUCCCGCUUGGAAAGAAGAAGAACCCGAAGCUUCUCCAGAGUUUGUGCAUUUUGGCAAGCUGGGGCGUCAUCCUGCUCUCAGCCCGUAUCUACUGGAUGGGCAACAAGCCUCCCAAUUUCUCCAACUCGGACAACCCUGCUGCCGACUCCCCGCAUCUCCUCACUCGGGCGUUGACCUUCCUCCACCUGCCGGCUGCCAACGCCUGGCUGCUCCUCUGCCCGGAUAAGCUCAGUUUCGACUGGUCCAUGGACGCCGUGCCUUUAGUGAGGUCCUUGGUGGACUGGAGGAACCUUCACACGCUCAGCUUUUACGGUGCGUUCCUUCUCCUGGCUUGGUUCGCCUUCCACGGCCCUACCUCUAAAGGAAAGGAUGGGGAAUGUGUCGCCAACGGGAACGGCCACCACGCCCCUGACACGAACCACAACACUGACUUUUGCCCACCAAAGACGACUCUUAAUGGCUCAGGUGGACUUCACAUUGAUCCACCUCGGAUGUCCCUUCCUCCAACAGAAAACCUUGUGAUCUUCUCACUGGCCUUACUAUCGCUACCUUUUAUUCCAGCGUCCAACAUGUUCUUUUACGUGGGUUUCGUCAUUGCGGAGAGGGUUCUGUACAUUCCCAGUGUCGGCUUCUGUUUACUGGUGGCCACCGGUGCAAGAACUUUGUAUGUUAGACUCAAGAGAAGAGGCCACAAGGCCGUGUUGUUGGGUUUUUGUUUGGGGCUGGUGCUCCUGAACGGGCUGAGAACCAUUGAAAGGAACAAGGAUUGGAGCAACGAAGAGAAGCUCUACAGGUCUGGAAUUAGUGUCAACCCUGCAAAAGCUUGGGGCAACUUGGGUAACGUGCUGAAGAGCCAAGGCAAGAUGGCAGGGGCCGAGAAAGCCUACAGAAAUGCCCUACACUACAGGAGCAACAUGGCCGACAUGCUAUACAACCUGGGAUUGCUGCUGCAGGAGAACGAGAGGUUUUCCGAGGCCCUUCACUAUUACAAAAAGGCUAUCGGGAGUCGGCCCACGCUGGCGUGUAAGGAAACACAACGUAGCGUUGCGGCCUACCUGAACACGGGCAUCAUCUUGAUGAACCGGGGCAGCCUGGAAGAGGCCAAAAGGACCUUCAUGACUUGUGCCAACAUUCCUGAUGAGAACCUGAAGGACCCUCACACCCACAAGAGCUCGGUCACCAGCUGCCUGUACAACCUGGGGAAGAUGCUGCACGAGCAGGGCCAGCAGGAGGAGGCCAUUUCUGUUUACAAGGAGGCGGUACAGAGGAUGCCCAGACAGUUUGCACCACACAGCCUCUUCAACAUGAUGGGAGAAGCCUACAUGAGGCUUAACAAGCUGGAGGAGGCAGGCCACUGGUACAAGGAGUCCCUCAGGGCCAAACCGGACCACAUCCCGGCCCACCUCACUUAUGGCAAGCUGCUGUCCGUCAUGGGUCGAACCACAGAGGCAGGAAAAUACUACCUGAGAGCCAUCGAGCUUGACCCCAUGAGUGGAAACUGCUACAUGCACUACGGGCAGUUCCUGCUGGAGCACUCGCGACUCCCCGAGGCGGCGGAGAUGGCGGAGAGAGCGGCCGAGUUGGACAGCUCAGAGUUUGACGUUGUCUUCAGUGCAGCACACAUGCUCAGACAGGCCAGCCUGAACGAGGCGGCGGAGCGGCUGUACCAGCGAGCAGCCGGCCUCAGACCAGACUACCCAGGUGCCCUCAUGAACCUCGGCGCCAUCCUGCACCUGAACGGAAAACUGUCAGAAGCCGAGAGCAACUACCUGAGAGCCUUGGAGCUCAAACCUGAUGACGCCAUCACCCGCUCUAACCUACGCAAGCUGUGGAACAUCAUGGAGAGGCAAGGCCUGGUCACCAGGAAGACGGAAGAACUUCCGUAACAACCUUUUUAGUACUGCAAAGGACGUUUGUGGUCUGCCACAGCGUGGAUCAGCAGAUGACUCAAACCAACGUUGCUCGUUUUAUGAAGUCGUGAAAUCCACUGAAUUUUUAAAAAAAUUUUUAAUGGCGUACCUCAAUGAGGUGUUGAAAUGAAGAAAGUGACUCUGUGGGCUCUCUUAAAAACAACCAUGAAUGCCCGGUAAUUGUGAUGUUUGAUAUGUUACUGAGGUACAGUACACAUAAAAACAACGCAGUUUGUGCAUUUGGACUACAUGUGACUGUAAAAAAAAAAACAGAUCAUGGUGCCAAAGUUUGAACGCCUUUUGUGCCCGCUAAGAAUUCGAAUUAGCUUCUUGCAGAUCUAAUCACACCCACUUAUCUUUGUCCAGGUACAGCUGCAUUCCAAAGUGGGUUAAAGUCAUUUUCCACUUAUUUUUGACACACAAUUUCCUGCAAUGAUCAAGUAGUUAAAGUUGUUUUUGAAUGGUUUGCAAAUUCUUUAACAAUGAAAAACUGAAAUAUUAAACAUGCGUGUACAGUAGCACACAACUGUUACUUUAGGUUCCAGUUGCAUUAAAAAAACGGAUUAAAUUCAUUUUCAACAGCAAAAUAUACACAAAAUAUUGCACAAUAACAAAGUGACAAAAAUGUUUGCAAAAUUUUUCAAAAUGAAAAACUUAAAAAUUAAAUACGCAUACAAUAUCACAGACUUCUUUAGGUUCCUGAAUGUAUUCAAUUGGCUCAAAAUUGGCUAAACGGAAUUAUAAAGUUGAGUAAAUAUUAUUGAAUUGUUUGUAAGUGUGUUAAAAACAAACCUUGUUCAUGUUUAAUAUCAACCAUUACCACACUCCUAACUUCUAAGUUUCAGUUGUGUGUUUCAAGAUGCAUUAAAUACAUUUUUCAAACAAUUCUGCACAACAUAUCACAAAAGUGGCACGUUAAACGAAAAUCACCAUUACUGCGGCUUCAACUAUUUUUAUUUUUUACUGAAUUUGCAAACAAUUACAAAAAAAUGAAAAUAUUUCACACUUUCUCAUUAUGGGUUAUUUUUAGUAGAAUUUUCAGCCAGGAAUUAUUGAUUAAAAUAUUUUGGAAAAUAGCUGUAAGGUAAUAAAAAAUGUGGAUAAAAGUGAGAGGGAAGUGACUUAUGCAAGGCACUGGAUGUUGUUUCUAGUCAUGGAUGUGAUCACAUGUUAAAAUUUAAUUUAUUAAAUAAUGCUGUUUUUGUGGACUUGUGAAAGCCAUCGUCACUUUGGCAAUUGUUGUAGAAACAAGCCAAACUUUUCAAUUUUUAAUGGUAAAUGUGGUCAUGCACAGAGCUGUGUAUAAAGAGAGUAUGGCCAACUCGGUUUCAGGCGAUCUCGUCAUAGAUAUUGUUGCCACAUCUUAAAAAUGAGUGUUUUUUUACGUGAGAAGAAAUAAAAGUAAUAUAAUGUAUAUAUUUUGUGUAAUAUCUUUGGAAGGGUUACAGUCUUUUUAUGGCUGUCAAGUAGAAGAGGCAUGGACAUCAGCGUGGAUCGACCUUAGCUUUACUCUUUAACUCACUUGUCCUUAAACAAUCGCUAUUUCUUAGAAAUCAAAAUACAUAUUCAUAUGUCACGCACCAGUGAUGCACUGAAAAUUUGGCAGUCGAAAACAGACUUUACUCACCGGAACCGAAUGUUGUGACAAAGUAUCCACUGAUGUGGCGGGCUGCGUCUUUCCCCCGAGUACACAAAUGACGUAGCUCGCCCAAAGCUGACAAAAAAAGUCCAGACGGCUUGCGUUUAGACUUAAUUCACAUUUGAAAAGAUCAGAUUCCAAUCGGAUUUGGACUUCCGCCUGAAUCUAAUGCGAAAAGAUCAGAUUUGAAGUACUUUGAAGCAUUUAGACUGGCAAGAAAAAUCAGAUCUGUCCUUUGAGGGCAAAACAAUCAGAUUUGGUGUGCAGUGUAUUUGGGGGCAAAUAUGAGAAAAUGAACUGAAAAUCUCAUUAAAAAAUACAACAUGAAGUGGCAAGAAAUGCGUCAAUAAUGAAUGAGGCAAAAUACGUUCUGGACAAAAAAAUCACUCCAUAUUCUCUACUGCUCGCCAGUGUUACUAUGUAUGAGUUAUUGUGCAAAAAUAUGAGGAAAUAACUACAAAAGUACACGUAUUCACUUCGCAUGUUACCAAAAAGAAAGAUCAGUCAGUAAUACAUGAGUGACACAUACAUUGGAGGCAGACACCACAUACUUCAUACAAAAGUCACAAUUUUUCCGUGACUGUUCCUCCAAAGCUCGUAACGAUUUUGGCAAAAUGAGGGUAUCAAGUUAUUUCUUUGGCCGUAUUUUCUAUUUUAUUUUUUUUUAUUUUUUUUGCGCCGUCAGGUGCGUGUUAAAGUGCUUGCUGGUCACGAAACACUGCAGGAAUGUAGCAGCGCAGUGCGUCAAAUAGGGCCGCAAAAUUAUACUUUCACGAAAUAAAAGCACGUUUUUUUGUUACGUUUAUGAGCUGGACUAUAUUAGAACUAUGCAUAUAUUAUUUUGGUGUAUUUCGUCAGACGAACUAACAUCAAAACUACAGCAAUUGCAUGCAUCUGGGCACAGCCGCACACGUCCUUGGUAGCAGUCAUGGCGCCUGUAGUUUAGUUGGCCAUACUCUCCUUAUAGACGACACUGGCCAUGUAUUGGUUACAACGACCUCUUGUGCUCAGAAGUUGAAACUACACACUAAUGUUUAAGUCUAAGCAAGAUUUUAGCAGGUGUCAAUACUUAUUGGAAAAAAGGACUGUCCGUCAUUCAGGAAUGUUCUGUACAAAAAACGUUACAUUAGACGUCUUUCAUGAUUUGUGCUGUUUAAAUUAUAGUUCUUAUGUGUUUUGUAGAAACCCUUUUCAUCCAGAAUAAAAAUAAA
Messenger RNA from Entelurus aequoreus (snake pipefish), 5691 nucleotides. RefSeq names its product transmembrane O-mannosyltransferase targeting cadherins 2a (gene tmtc2a). Gene Ontology annotation, cellular component: endoplasmic reticulum membrane. The transcript has 12 exons. Bases 280 to 2817 code for a protein of 845 amino acids. Gene Ontology annotation, biological process: protein O-linked glycosylation via mannose. Lineage: Eukaryota; Metazoa; Chordata; Actinopteri; Syngnathiformes; Syngnathidae. The record is from RefSeq and is a predicted model, not a curated record. Gene Ontology annotation, molecular function: protein binding; mannosyltransferase activity.